AGCAGCUACCAUAAAAUGGGGACUGACACUUGAGUUGUUGGGAUCUCUAAGGUGUAUUUGCUAUUUGCCACGUCUAGUUUGCCUCCAUCCAUGCCAGCUCUAAAUUGUACGGAUGCUCGGUACGCUUACAUGUAUAUUUGCCCAAAGCGGGCAUAUUAUGAUUCAUGUGCUCCUAGUGAGGCGACAUCAACCAAGCAUCUCGCAGUAUUGUGCGCCCUUUAAUGAAGACCCGCAUCACUGCUACUCUGCUUCUGCCGUCUGGAUUAUGAGCGGCCCCUUUUUGUCCCCUACCUUCUCUCCCGCGUGUGUGCCUGAAUGAGCUAGUACCUGACUGCAAGUUGAUUCCGGGUUCCGACUCCUUCACCUGUUCCAGAAGAAGAAAAAGAUAAGGAGAGAGAGAAAAGACAGUAGAGAGAGAUAGAGUGAUAGAGUGAUAC
This is a messenger RNA of Trichoderma virens Gv29-8, 437 nucleotides long. RefSeq lists its product as uncharacterized. The transcript has a single exon. Lineage: Eukaryota; Fungi; Ascomycota; Sordariomycetes; Hypocreales; Hypocreaceae. Bases 158 to 319 code for a protein of 53 amino acids. The record is from RefSeq and is a predicted model, not a curated record.